This is a messenger RNA of Capsella rubella, 1496 nucleotides long. RefSeq lists its product as uncharacterized. The record is from RefSeq and is a predicted model, not a curated record. The transcript has a single exon. Bases 46 to 1392 code for a protein of 448 amino acids. Lineage: Eukaryota; Viridiplantae; Streptophyta; Magnoliopsida; Brassicales; Brassicaceae.
CAGAGGCUCAGAGCAACAACUUUGCUUUUCCAGUUUCUUCAAGCCAUGGAAGCUACUGCAGCUGUCAAAUUCCAUGUAAACCGCUCCUGCAUUGUCACGGCCUCGAGAAACAGAUCACCUGUUCUCUCCUUUGAAUACCUUACUUACCGGAACAGAAGCUUUUUUCCUUUCUCCCUCACAAUCACAAGAUGCUCCACCACCAAAAGUAGUGAAACGGGUCAAGGUUCGACCUUUGAGUCAUCAAUCUCUUUGAAGAGAGGGCUGGUUCUUGAUCUUGGCAUAUCUAAGGACUCUUGGGACAGUGAGGAGAUUGGUUCUCCGGUUGUGAAGAGAUUUCUAAGCGAUAACGAAGAGAGAUGGUACAUGUGGUACCAUGGAAGCUCCAAGCAAAACCCUGUUUCAGAUUCUAUUGGAUUAGCGGUUUCAAACAAUGGGAUUCAUUGGGAGAGAGGGGUAGGUAAGGUUGAGUCAAACGAAGAUGUGGGUUUGGUUAUGAGCAAUGGUGAAGACUGGUGGGGAUUCGAUACUGCAAGUGUUCGACCCGGUGAAGUUGUGAUAAGGUCGAGUUCUAAAGUCAGGGCUGAUAGCUCUGUUUACUGGAUGUACUACACAGGCUACAAUACAGAGACGGUUGAGUUUCAGUCCCAAGGUUUCACUUCCGGGUUUGGGAAUCCAGAAAGGUUUCACCUUUGUGAUGAGAAUGUUGAGAAAUCUAAGGUUUAUAUGUCACUCCCUGGGUUAGCAAUCAGUCAAGAUGGUAGGCAUUGGGCUAGAAUUGAAGGUGAGCAUCAUAGUGGGGCUUUGUUUGAUGUUGGGUCUGAGAAAGAUUGGGACUUUCUCUAUAUUGCAUCUCCACAUGUAGUUUUCCAUGGAGAUGGUGAUCUAAGGAUGUAUUACCAUUCAUUUGAUGCUAAUACCAGCGAAUUCUGUAUUGGGAUGGCGAGGUCUAGAGAUGGGAUCAAAUGGUUGAAAUUGGGAAAGAUCAUAGGAGGAAGAAAAUCCGAGAAGGAUGGAUCCAGUUUCUUCGAUGAGCUUGGAGGAAGAUAUCCUUGUGUGUCAAGGAACAAAAGAGAUGGGAGUUAUAUGAUGGCCUAUGAAGGUGUAGAUAGAACCGGGAAAAUGAGCAUUGGUUUGGCGGUUUCGAAAGACGGGAUUAAGGACUGGAAACGGGUUCAGGACGAGGAAGCGGUGGUUGCAGUUGGUGAAGGCGGUGCGUGGGACAAUGAAGGAGUAGGGUGUCCAUAUUUGAUUGAGAUGGAUGGAGACUCUGAUCAUCAAUGGAGAUUGUAUUACAGAGGUGUUGGUAAUAAUGGCAGAACAGGGAUAGGCUUGGCUGUAUCAGAAGGGAAUGAGAUCACUAAGUUUACAAAACAGAGUGGGAUUCACUUGUGAGAGUGAGACACUGAGACUAACUAACAAAUCAAUCUCUUUUGCUUUGAAUAUUGGUAAUGGAUACACUUUGGUAUUAAAGAGUUUUGAUUAAGCGGUUUAAAACA